AUGCGGGCUCUUUCAGUAUCCCGCAAUGGCGCCGCCAUCAUCUCCUCCCGCGCAGCCAGAUCAUUGCACAGCAGACCAAGCCACAACAGCGCCGAAGCAGCAGCCGCAGCACAGCCCGCCACACACGAAGUAGACUAUUCGCCCUCUGUGCUCCGUGAUAUCGCCGCGAGGCGGGCCAAGGCGGGCAAGCUGGUAGCAGGCAUUGCUGCAGCAUCUGACAGUGACAUGUUCAAGGGAUCGGUAACCGGGAAGCCAAAAGCGAAGCGAUGGGACGACCACCUGAGUGCAGAGAGCAAGUCAAGAGAGCCCUGCUCUCUUAAGCAAGCAGCCAAGCACCUAAAACAGCCAGGACUCAUCUCUCUCGGCGGCGGCUUGCCCUCCAGCGAGCUGUUCCCCCUCAGCGAAAUUGACAUGAAGGUUGCUAUGCCGCCUGACUUUUCGGAGAAGGCGACUGCCAGACACGGACAGAAUGUCACCAUUGGCAAGUACGACGUCCGCGAUCGUGAUGGCACCUAUGAUCUCUCCAUUGCGCUCAACUAUGGCCAGUCCACGGGCUCUGCUCAGAUGAUGCGGUUCCUGACUGAGCACACCGAGAUUGUGUGCAACCCGCCCUACGCCGAUUGGAGAAUCUGCCAGACUAUUGGCAGCACCGGAGCGUUGGAGCAGGCGCUGCGCAUGUUUUUGGACAAGGACCGUGGCGACUCGGUCUUGACGGAGGAUUUCAGCUUCUCAACGGCCUUGGAAACGAUUGCCCCCCUGGGCGUCAAGGCUUUUGGCAUCCCUGUCGACGAGCAAGGACUCAUCCCUGAAGCCAUGGACGAGCUUCUCACAAACUGGGACGCCAAGGCCAGGGGAUCCAGAAAGCCUCAUCUGCUGUACACCGUCCCCUCGGGCCAAAACCCAACCGGAGCAACCCAAGGCACGGAGAGAAGGCAGGCCAUCUACCGAGUUGCGCAGAAGCACGACAUCUUCAUCCUCGAGGAUGAGCCCUACUACUUCCUCCAGAUGCAGCCCUACACUGGCCGAGGCCAGCCCGAUGCUCCUGCGCCCAACAACGUCGAAGAAUUUGUUUCCUCUCUGAUACCCACGUAUGUCAGCAUGGAUGUCGACGGCCGAGUGAUGCGCAUGGACUCUCUCUCCAAGGUUCUUGUUCCAGGAUCUCGCAUGGGAUGGAUUGUCGCUUCAGAGCAGGUUGUCGAGAGAUACCAACGCCACGCCGAGGUCGCCAGUCAGGGGCCAAGCGGCUUCUCUCAAGUUAUUGUCCACAAGUUGUUGGAUGAGACCUGGGGUCACGAGGGCUACCUGCGGUGGCUGAUGAAUCUGCGACUUGAGUAUACCAAGAAGAGAGACGCAUUGCUGGCUGCUUGCGAAGACAACCUGCCGCGAGAUAUUGUGAGCUGGACGCCGCCUGCCGCCGGCAUGUUUCUCUGGUUCACUGUCGACCACACCAAGCACCCCAGCGCCGGCACUCGAAGCCUCCUGGAGAUUGAGCAGGAAAUCUUUGACUCGUGCAUCAAGGGCGGUGUGCUCGUGGCCCGAGGAUCGUGGUUCCAGACUGAGAAUGCCGGUCCCCUGCCGAGCUUGCACUUCCGUGCCACAUUUGCUGCGGCAAGCCCCGAGAACAUGAAUGCGGCGAUUGCACGAUUUGGCCAGGCUGUCAAGGAUAGCUUUGGCAGAAAAUGA
Molecule: messenger RNA, 1683 nt
Organism: Trichoderma atroviride IMI 206040
Lineage: Eukaryota; Fungi; Ascomycota; Sordariomycetes; Hypocreales; Hypocreaceae
Source: RefSeq, a predicted model, not a curated record